UGUCUAUUGUUGAGGUGCCUAUUUGCCAGUAGGGGUGAUCAUCAGAUUUGCGUGUAGAAACAGCGGCGUCCUUCCCCCACCGCCUCUUUUUUUAACUUCUACUAGAAGUGCGGAUGUGAGUUGCGUAUUGAUACGGAACAGGCCGCCAGUUUUUGUUUUUUUUUGUAGCAAUGCCUGCUUAGGCAAUGAUCAUUUUGUGGAGCUAUGAAUCCAGAGGAGCAGACCGUAACGUGGUUAAUAUCACUAGGAGUGCUCAGCUCGCCUAAAAAGAACAUAGCGGACCCGGAGGAGUUUUUGAAAACAUCGUUGAAGGAUGGGGUCGUCCUGUGCAAACUCACGGAGCGGCUCAUACCUGGUUUCACUCCCAAGUAUUCCCAGGAUCCGAGAACUGAAGCUGACUGCAUUACCAACAUCAGGGAGUUUUUAAGAGGAUGCUCGUCCUUGAAAGUGGAGGGGUUUGAACCAGAGUGGUUAUACACUGGCGAGAAUUUUGGCAAGGUUCUGACCACUUUGCUGGCAGUCAACUUUGCCACACAAGACUGUGCUACUGAAAGGUCAUGUUCACAGUCCGGUGGCCACUCUCCUAGUCAGACGACAUCUUCACACACACUCUCCUCUGCCAAAUCCAAAGGCUCUCUGCGUAGACAAUCCAAAUCGGUGGAGAUGUCUGAGAACGGUGGAGGCUGGCAGGUGAUGGUGAAGGCCCGGUUCAACUUCAAGCAGAACAAUGAGGAUGAGCUGUCAUUCAAUAAAGGGGACUUGAUCCAUGUGCUGCGGCAGGAAGAGGGAGGAUGGUGGGAGGGCACACUCAACGGCAAGACGGGCUGGUUCCCCAGCAACUACGUCCGAGAGAUCAAACCCUGCGAGAAGCCAUUGUCUCCUAAAGGAACUCCGCUGACCAAGAACUACUAUAGUGUGGUGGUACAGGACAUCUUGGAACAUGAGCGGGAAUUUGUCAAAGAAUUACAAACCGUGCUGAGUUGUUAUCUACGACCUCUGCAAGCCAGCGACAAGCUGAGCAGCGCAGACAGCGCCACACUGUGUGGAAAUCUGGAGGAGAUACUCACCUUCCAGCAGGCUCUGUGUGUGGCUUUGGAGGACUGUACCAAAGUCCCAGAGGGCCAGCAGCGAGUGGCGGGCUGCUAUUUAAACCUGAUGUUUCAGAUCAAGACUCUGUACCUGGCUUACUGUUCCAGCCAUCCUUCAGCUGUUUCCAUCCUCACUGACCACAGUGAAGAACUAGACAAGUUCAUGGAGAGCCAGGGAGCCAGUGCUCCAGGGAUCCUGACCCUGACCACCAGUCUCAGUAAGCCCUUCAUGAGGCUCGACAAAUACCCUACGCUGCUGCAGGAGCUAGAGAGACAUGUGGAGGAAGCCCACCCAGACUAUGCUGACAUUGUAAAAGCGACAGCAGCAUUUAGGAGCCUAGUGACACAGUGCCAGGAACUGCGGAAGCGCAAGAACCUGGAGCUCCAGAUCUUGUCAGAACCAGUGCGGGGCUGGGAUGGAGACAGCAUGAAGAGCCUGGGUCAUGUGGCUUACAUGUCCCAGGUCCAUGUGAAAAAUGGGUCCAGUGAGGAAAAAGAGGAGCGCUAUCUAAUGCUUUUCCCUAAUGUGUUAGUCAUGCUCUCCGCCAGUCCCCGGAUGAGUGGCUUUAUUUAUCAGGGAAGACUGCCACUGACAGGCACCACAGUAACGAGACAUGCAGAGGAUGCAGACAAUGCCCACUAUGCCUUGGACAUCACAGGAAGCAUGAUCGAUCGUAUAACAGUGUUCUGCAGUAGUGCCCAGGAGUUACAAGACUGGCUAGAGCACCUUCAGCCCUUUACCAAAGGAGGAAGCCCCACAGGCACCAUCUCAAAGACUGUAGAAGGCAAGCCACAGAGCAUGGUGGGCCCUCCCACUCACCUCUCCCACCUGGGCAGCCUCAGCGCCGUCAGUCGCGGCCCCCUGGAACCGCCCAAGAUCAGCAAGCCCUGGUCUCUGAGCUGUCUGCGCCCCGCGCCUCCCCUCAAACCCUCUGCUGCACUGGGAUACAAAGAGAGGAUGUCUUAUAUCAUGAAGGACUCCAGCAAAAGCCCACGGCCCAUGAAGAAGUUCCUGCCAGGCAAUAGGAAAAAAGAGCGGAAGCCCUCUGAUGACGAGGUUCAAACGAGGAAAAGCACGGUUGCGCUGGAGGAGGACGCCCAGAUACUUAGGGUGAUUGAGGCGUACUGCACAGGAGCCAGCCUGCACCAGAACACCACAGGUGUGCGUUUAUCGGUGCGGAAAGAGUGCAUCCCUCAGGUGCUUCUGCCAGAGGAAGAGAAGAUCAUUGUGGAGGAGAUGAAGAGCAACGGGCAGACCGUUAUUGAGGAAAAGAGCCUUGUUGAUGCUGUGUAUGCUUUAAAGGAUGAGGUUCAUGAACUAAAAAAGGAGAAUAAGUGGAUGAAGCAGUUUUUGGAGGAGGAGCAGAAGUCUCGUAAAGAUCUGGAGAGAGUGGUUCGAAAACUGGCCAAGCAGAAGAAUGAUUCUGCUUGGGAUGACGGCGGCCACUGAACACAUCCAUACGAUCAUCUGUGUGUGUGUGUGUGUGUGUGUGUGUGUGUGUGUGUGUGUGUGUGUGUGUGUGU
This is a messenger RNA of Perca flavescens (yellow perch), 2612 nucleotides long. RefSeq names its product Rac/Cdc42 guanine nucleotide exchange factor (GEF) 6 (gene arhgef6). The coding region runs from base 205 to 2538 and encodes 777 amino acids. The transcript is spliced from 22 exons. Gene Ontology annotation, molecular function: guanyl-nucleotide exchange factor activity; protein binding. Gene Ontology annotation, cellular component: cytoplasm; lamellipodium. NCBI's taxonomy places the organism in Eukaryota, Metazoa, Chordata, Actinopteri, Perciformes, Percidae. Gene Ontology annotation, biological process: lamellipodium assembly. The record is from RefSeq and is a predicted model, not a curated record.